GGGUGCGCUGGGAAAAGGGGGCGGGGUCCUCAGAGCUGCCGCGCUGGCACAUCUUCCUGGAGGAGGGGAGGGUGCGGCUGCAGAGAACUGAGACCUAGAGACUGAAUUUCUGUAUCUGAGAACCUACUGGUUGGGGCUCAGGAAGGGGCUGGACAUUGGGGCCCUAUAGAAGGUGAGGAUCAGCUUCUAGGCAGAACAAGAGAGACGACGUUCAGCGGGCUCUCCACUUGACUCAGGCCUUCUCUUCAAACUCAGGUUUGCCAGGUGAACUUGAGACAUGUCUGACACAAGCGAGAGUGGUGCAGAUCCAGCUCGCUUUCAGGGCAAAGCGUCAAAAAAGGACAGCGGCUCCAUGAUGCAGGACCUGUUGACCGUGACCCAGAAGUUGGAGGUCUCAGAGACACCAAAGCCUGAAAAGGCACCGGAGGUCUCAGAGGCUGCAAAGGUUCCAGAAGCCACUGGGAACCCGAAGGCCACAGAGGUCUCAAAGGCUCCAGAGGCUCCUGAGGUAGCUGCCACCCAGGCCUCACCUCCCACACAGCUGACUGAUACCCAGCAGGUUCUGGCAGCUGUAAACAAGAGUCCAGCCGCUGACACCAAGACGCAGAAGGCUGACCUGCAGGCUAUGACAGUGCCUGCAGCCCAAACCAAAAACGCCAGCUGUGUUACUGACCCAAAGGGCAGUACAAAAGCUCCGGAGACUGAGGCUGCUGCCUCUAAGCCUGGGGCAGAUGAACCAGAGCCUGAGGGUGCAGCUGUUCAGGUUCAGGAGAAUCAGGAUACUCGGCCCAAGGUCAAAGCCAAGAAUACCCAAAAGUUCUUGUAUCCACAGAGCUCUCAGGCUGGUGGGAAGAUGAGGCAAGAAUAUACACAGUUGCAGUCUGAAUGUGAUAAGGUGAAACACCUGGAUGGGGAAGAAGAUGGCAACAGUGAUCAGAGUCAGGCUUCAGAAACCACGGGUGGUCGAAGGGUCUCAAAGGCCCUAAUGGCCUCCAUGGCCCGCAGAGCUUCAAGGGGACCUAUAGCCUUCUGGGCCCGCAGGGCAUCAAGGACUCGGUUGGCUGCUUGGGCUCGGAGAGCUUUGCUGUCCCUGAGGUCACCUAGAGCACGGAGAGGCAAGGCCCGAAGAAGAGCUGCCAAGCUGCAGUCAUCCCAAGAACCUGAAGCACCCCCACCCAGAGAUGUGGCUCUUUUACAGGGGAGGGCAAAUGAUUUGGUGAAGUACCUGUUAGCUAAAGAUCAGACAAAGAUUCCCAUCAGGCGCUCAGAUAUGCUGAAGGACAUCAUCAAAGAAUAUACUGAUGUAUACCCUGAAAUCAUUGAACGAGCAGGCUAUUCCUUGGAGAAGGUAUUUGGAAUCCAACUGAAAGAAAUUGACAAGAGUGACCACUUGUACAUUCUUCUCAGUACCUUAGAGCCCACUGAUGCAGGCAUACUGGGAACGACCAAGGACUCACCUAAGCUGGGUCUCCUCAUGGUGCUUCUUAGCAUCAUCUUCAUGAAUGGAAAUCGGUCCAGUGAGGCUGUCAUCUGGGAGGUGCUGCGCAAGUUGGGGCUGCGCCCUGGGAUACAUCACUCACUCUUUGGGGACGUGAAAAAGCUCAUCACUGAUGAGUUUGUGAAGCAAAAGUACUUGGACUACGCCAGAGUACCCAAUAGCAAUCCUCCUGAGUAUGAAUUCUUCUGGGGUCUACGAUCUUACUAUGAGACCAGCAAGAUGAAAGUCCUCAAGUUUGCUUGUAAGGUACAAAAGAAGGAUCCCAAGGAAUGGGCAGCUCAGUACCGAGAGGCAAUGGAAGCAGAUUUGAAGGCUGCAGCUGAGGCUGCUGCUGAAGCGAAGGCGAGGGCUGAGAUUAGAGCUCAGAUGGGCAUCGGGCUUGGCUCUGAGAAUGCUGCUGGGCCCUGCAACUGGGACGAAGCUGAUAUUGGACCCUGGGCAAAGGCCCGGAUCCAGACAGGAGUGGAAACUAAAGCCAAAGCCCAAGGAAGUGGUGGCACCAGUGCCAGUGCCAGUACCAGUACCAAUGUUGGUACUGGUGGCAGUGCCAGUGGCAGUGCUGGUGCCAGUGGUGGCUUCAGUACCAGCUCCAACCUGACUGCCACUCUCACAUUUGGGCUCUUCGCUGGCCUUAGUGGAGCUGGGGCCAGUACCAGCAGCAGCCCUGGUGCCUGUGGUUUCUCCUAUAAGUGAGAUGCAGAUAUUGCUAAUAACUCCAGCAUCGUCUUCUCAAGCCAGGGUGCGCUCUCAGAAACGUACUCAACCCAGCACUCUAGGCAGCCACUAUCAAUCAAUUGAAGUCGACACUCUGUAUUAAAUCAAUUUGCCAUUUCUGA
Messenger RNA from Meriones unguiculatus (Mongolian gerbil), 2334 nucleotides. RefSeq names its product MAGE family member D2 (gene Maged2). Gene Ontology annotation, cellular component: nucleus. Gene Ontology annotation, biological process: negative regulation of transcription by RNA polymerase II. Bases 278 to 2191 code for a protein of 637 amino acids. NCBI's taxonomy places the organism in Eukaryota, Metazoa, Chordata, Mammalia, Rodentia, Muridae. The record is from RefSeq and is a predicted model, not a curated record. The transcript is spliced from 13 exons.